AUGCAUCUUUUGCAUAGAUACCCUGAAAACAGUUUUUAUAGCCCUUCAAAUUCUCCAAGAGCUGGCUCACGUUUUGAGCACGAAGGUUGGGCGAAUGAGUCUUCUCAUAGACACGAACAGAAAUAUGAAGAUGCUGACAACUUUAGAAGAGAUGAGAUACAUGAUGUAGAAGAAGGCGAGAUUGAAGAACAAAACACAAGUAGUUCGACUCAGUUGCCAUCAGGAAUAAGACCUGAUAAGCAUCAACAUGAGGCUGAGAUUUCCGAGUUUACGUUUAAAUGA
Messenger RNA from Lactuca saligna, 282 nucleotides. Lineage: Eukaryota; Viridiplantae; Streptophyta; Magnoliopsida; Asterales; Asteraceae. The record is from the annotation of a GenBank genome assembly.